Molecule: messenger RNA, 734 nt
Organism: Drosophila arizonae
Lineage: Eukaryota; Metazoa; Arthropoda; Insecta; Diptera; Drosophilidae
Product: UPF0585 protein CG18661
Source: RefSeq, a predicted model, not a curated record
AGCGCCAAGAAAGUAAAAUAAAGCAAUUUAAGAGCAAAUACGUAAGUGAAUUUGGGAAUAAAUUGCUAAUAAUCAAUUUUAAAUAUGAGCGCUAUAAAACGCACACAUCCUUCGGCAGAUCGGAAUUCUCAACCCAUAUCGGAGGCCUUGCUGCAACAGGUGGAUAAGAGUACACCAAAUCUACGAUUGCUGGAGAUCGCGUCCGGUUCGGGUCAGCAUGCCGGCUUUUUGGCCCCCCUCCUACCGAACAUCAGUUUUCAAACAACGGAAUAUGAGCGCAGAGAUUUCAGUUCGAUUAAGGCAUAUGCCGCCGACUGUGCAACUGGUAAUAUCUGUCCACCACUCUUUGUGGACAUUUCGCAGGAGCUGCAGCAAUGGGAGGAAGGGACGAGGGCGCAGCUAAAGCCCGCCAGCUAUGACUAUAUGUUGAACUGCAAUAUGAUGCACAUUACGCCAUGGAACUGUUCGGAGGGACUAUUUCGUGCUGCUGGCCAGCUGCUGAAACCGGGCGGCAAACUCUUCACCUAUGGACCCUAUGCCCAGGACGGCCAAUUGACGCCCCAAAGCAAUGUCGACUUCGAUGCGAGCUUGAGGAGUCGCAAUAGUGAGUGGGGCAUACGGGAUAUCAGGGAUCUGAAGCAGUUGGCCGAUUUGAAUGGCUUGCGGCUGGAACGAGUCACCGAUAUGCCGUCCAACAAUAAGUUCUUGACCUGGCUAAAGCUGUAAGCGAACGC